This is a messenger RNA of Dictyostelium discoideum AX4, 726 nucleotides long. RefSeq names its product transmembrane protein (gene mrrA). The transcript has a single exon. The record is from RefSeq and is a predicted model, not a curated record. Gene Ontology annotation, cellular component: endomembrane system. Lineage: Eukaryota; Evosea; Eumycetozoa; Dictyosteliales; Dictyosteliaceae. The coding region runs from base 1 to 726 and encodes 241 amino acids.
AUGAAAAAUUUAUUAAUAUAUUUAUUAAUUAUUUUAAUAAUUAAUUAUGUAAAUGGUCUUAGUAUUGAACAUGAUUUAAUUUUAAAGCAACAACAACAAGAACAAAGUCGUCAUCAACAUUGUAAAAUUGGUAAAUAUGAUUUUAGUGGAUUUAAAAAGGAAAAAGGUUCUUAUGAAUUCAAAUCAAAGAAAUUGAAUGAAUUGGGUGAAGAAAUUGAUGUUGAAUAUUAUUUCAAUAUUUGCUCUGGCUCUUCAAAAUGUGAUAAUUCUUUAAUUUCAGUUUGCUCAAGAGAUAAUCAAUUCAAUGAUAUCGUUUAUGGUGAAACUUCAAAUUUAACAUUAGCAAUCGGAUCAUUAAAGGAAAAUACAGUUGAAGGUGGUAUUCUAACUUACUAUGCACCAUCCAAUAAAUGUGGUGCUAGUGGUGGCAUUAUGAAAACUACAAUUUCAAUGUAUUGUGCUAAAGGUCAACCAAAUACCGUUAUCUCUGUUGUAAAUAGAUCUCCAAAUAAUUGUAACUUGGAAAUUGCAAUUAUGGGUGACUCUGCUUGUGAAUCUAAAGUUGAUGUUGUUAAAAUCUAUUUAUUCCUUGUAUCUGCUUUAUUAGUUUUAUUAAUUAUUACAUUAAUAACUUGUACAAUUCUUUAUUUCAUUGACAAGAAAAAGAAAUUAUCAAUGGGUUAUUCCAAAUUAUCUUUAAACACAACCCCAGGAAAUGAUUCAUAA